AAAACUCGUUUGACGUAAUGUCAAAAUUUAAAUCAAUUUGUUUGUUUUCUUUAAUGUUUUUGGUGUUUACAGUGAUGAAAAUUAAAUUGAUCGACUCGUAAGAAGUAAAUUUUAUUUACUUCCUAAUCCAUAUACGAUGUUAUCUUUAUCACAUAUAUGAUAAUUUUCAGAACCCCUAAAUACUAAUAAAAAUGGCCAAGCACAAAAAUCUUCAAAAAGAACAAAAGUCAAUAAGUAAAUGGAUUUACGGUUUAGGAUUAUUAAGAAUUUUUUUGGUUUUGGUGCCACAGACUGGCUAUGUGCAUCCUGAUGAGUACUUCCAAUCCUUAGAAGUUUUAGCAGGAAAAGUGUUUGAUGUCGAAUACAGUCCUCCGUGGGAAUUUAACACUACUCAGCCCAUUCGGGGCAUAACAAUACCCUAUUUCACCACAGGACUGAGCUACAUCUUUCUCAGGGACAUAAGAAAUCUAGCAUUAGAAUAUUUAUCUGUAAAUGUAGUUACUCCCUAUUUUCUGUUGGUUGUGCCCAGACUGCUUGUAACAGUGUUUUCAUUUAUCGUUGAUUACUGUUUAAUGAAAAUCUGCAUAAAUAACAAUGAAAAAUUCGAAUCUCGUUUAAUAAUCUUGGGAACGUCCUAUAUUAUGCUUUUGUAUGGUACGAGAACCUUUUCAAAUACCACUGAGCUGAUCUUAUUUUCUGUCUUAUUAUAUUUUGUUUGUGAGAGUCAAACGUUUUCAAAUGAACUACUUCGUAAAGAAGAAUAUAUUAAGUAUAGAUAUGAUAAAAGUAAUUCUAUUGUAGAGAAAGCGAAAUUCCAUAAACUUAAAUUGUACCUAGUACCAGAUAAUUAUAGAAACUGCGUAAUAAUUGCAAAUAUAACCAUAUUUGGAGCAUUUAAUAGACCAACUUUUUUAAUAUAUGCGGUAAUGCCAGUUUUCUUUUGGAUAUAUCGUGGGACAGCCCACAAAAGAGUAUCUGUAAUACAAUUUCACACUAGAAUUCUAUUUCUAGCGAUUUGCAGCAUUCCUUCUAUAAUUUUUAAUAUAAUUAUAGAUUCCUUUUUUUAUGGGUACUUAACGUGGGGUGAAAUCGGCAUGCUUGAAGUUUCAAUGGACAAUUUUGUGGUCACCCCCCUUAAUUUUAUAAGAUAUAAUUCACAAACAUCAAAUUUGGCAAGACAUGGGCUACAUCCAAGGUUUUUACAUUUAUUGGUAAAUAUUCCUUUGCUUUUUAAUAUCAUAGGAGUUAUUGCACUGUUUACUUUAUUAAAAUACAUAUAUUGGAUCUGUCAAAAAAAAUUUCAAAUGCUGCCAUCAAUACGAAGCAUAAAACUUCUUAUGACAACAUCUUUUAUAGUCCCAGUUUUCAUACUAUCAAUAUUUCCGCAUCAAGAAUCGAGAUUUUUGAUCCCGAUUUUACUUCCUUUGGUUUACUUACAUAGUGAAAGUAUUUUACCGGAGCCAGACAAUAUCUUGGUGCAGGUGCCUAGAGGAUCAAUCGAGGAAAAGCGCAAACAUACCGUUGUUAAAAAAACUUCUAAAGCGUUUAAGAUGUAUUUGUUUUUCAACUUUAUAUUAUUGGGCGUUCUCGGGUUCCUGCAUCAAGGCGGCGUAUACGAAGCGCUAAACUACUUACAUAAAGAUAUGAAAUUCGCAUCAAGAAAUACCGAAUUUCAUAUACUAACUAGUUAUAUGUACUCGAUGCCACAUUCAUUUUUGUUGCAAAAGUCUCCGGACAAAGUGUUUUCUAACAAUAAAGUAAAAUAUGCGGUAAAGAAGAGAGUUUUUCUGUAUGAAAUGGGAUUUCAAGAGUUUGACCCUGUGGUUGAAGAAUUAAAAACUAUAAUUACAGCCAAAGAAAUAUUGGAGAGGAACAUAAAUCAUAAAACAAAUUAUAAAAUUUAUAUAUUUAUACCUUACUCAAAAAUCCAGGAAGCUUUUACAGCUUUUUUUAAACAUCGGAUAGAUGCAAGGCUUAUUGACAAGCUUUGGCCGCAUUUUACCACAGAGAGCAUUCCUGAUUUAGCUCACGCUUUCUUUUACCCCAGCCAGCUCGAUCAAGCAGCUGGAUUUGACUAUUUAACGAAACUGUGUGAGGUGUUUGAACUUUAUUUGUAUGAAUUAAGCUUUAAUAAUCAUACUAAAAUAUUAAUUAAGGAGAGAUUUUUAGAGUAUUAGUAAGUUAUAAGGGUCUGUCUGGUCAAUUCAGGUCUUGGGUGCGGAAAUUAAUGUAUUAACUUGUAAGAACAAGUCCAAGUUUAAAUGAGGACGAUAGUGUUUGCCCUACUUUCUUUCUAAUAACUAAAGUUUGACCCCAAUUAAAAGUAUUUUGUGCGAGUUUUGUCAAAAAUACAUUUUUCCUUUCAUCAGGCCGCGUAAAGGUGGCCACAGACUGGUGUAUAUAUGUGUCAUACACGAAUGUUAAUACAUGUACCGUCAAUGCGGGUGACUUGAUAACAAUUUUGACAUGUUCAUCCCUCUACGAGACAGAAUAAAAAAUUAUUGGUUUGCAAAAAAAUAUGGAAAACUUGCACAUAAGUUUGGGGAAUAUAUACAUCGGAAAAAAACUUUUAAAUUUCGUUUAGUUUAAAAAAAAAAAAAUAAUAAUAAACCGAAAAUUUUAAGUCACCCGCAAUACGGGUGUCUUGAAAAAUGGGAUUUAAAGUUGUUUAAAAUGAAAGUCACCCGCUCUAAAGGGUGUAUCGAAACAAAAUUAGUUAAUUAAAAUUAAUUUCUUUGGUUGUACCAAUUAUAAAACAUUAUUUUAUAUAAAAAAUAUAAACUAAAUAUAGCUUAAACACUAUUCUAAUUUAACAUUGUUUAAAAAAAAAAAAUUUAGUGCUUAACUCUUUAGGACGCUCAAACUUCCUGAUCACAUGCUCCAUAGUAAUGUCACUAAUAUCUGGCUUAAGGGGAAAAACAAAGGCAUCUUUGAUUUUUUUCAGAAGGCCUAAGAAAUGAGCAAUGUAUAAAUCUUUGGUCUACUUCCAUUACUUUUGCCAGAUAUCUUUGUUGCUUUUUCUUUAAUGUAUAGUAAACUCUACCAAGAUGAAGUCCCCUUCUACCAAGUUGUCUAGAGCGAUUUGCGCUUUCUCGACUUUUUGUAAGUUUUCCGAGUUAAUGUAAUUUUUUUCUUGCACUGGGUUUACAAAGCAGGGCAGCUCAAUAUCUUCAAGUUCCUCUGAUCCUUUAUUUGACAAUAUAUCUUCUUCUGGCUCGAUUAUAGUUUCUUUUUCCGAUUCCGAAGAACUUGAAAUCUUUUGAUCUGUAACGCUUUCUCCGGGCGCCACUACCAAUUUCUUACGGUUGAUUUGUUUGACUCGCGGUUCUUUAAAUCUGGAUUCCUUAAAAAGAGAUGUAACUGACUCUGCAACUAAUGAUGUAACACCAUUAUUGGCGUCAGUCUCAUUGUCGUCUGGGACUUUAACAAGGACCUUUUCUCGGUUAAGCGGAUAUAAACCUGUAGCCUCAAAUCCAGAUUUGAUAUUUUUUACCAACUGUGAGAGCAAUCGAUUUGAUUGUCCUGUUCAGAACUCGGGGAAAAUGAUCUUUCUGUAGCACACCUGGAUUUGACAUUUUCCAUUUUUUUAGCUGCUCUCGCCAGGCAUCUUGUUUGGUCUGAAACAGGACACGUCAAGGGGUUGUGUCAAAUGGGUACUGUUUGCUGGUAAGAAAAUGAAUCUAAUAUUUUCUUCCUUGCAUUUUUUUAUUACAGCCUCUGACAAAUGACUUGCUAGAUUGUCCCCAAUGAUAGCUUUUGGGCAAUCUAGACGUCUAUAAUAAGGAACAAUGAUCUUGAAGAACCAAUCCUCAAACAAACUUUGAUCGAACCACCCAGACUUGCUGCGGUUGUAAAUACAACCUUCAGGACCACUUUGAGUCCAAGUGGACCACAAAUUUUCAGAUUUGUAGACAACGUAUUGAGUUAACAAAAGUCCAGCCGCUGUUACAGAGAACAUGACUGAGUGGGCAGACUUGGUGGAAUCACAAACUUUCUCUGCGUGCUUCAUGGUUCUUCGUAUAACAACUUUAGGCCUUCCGGGAUCAUCAACAAAAUUUGUUUCGUCAUAGUUUAUUAAAUUCUCUGGUGGUACGUCUUUGAGAGAAACUCCCAAUUUAUCAAAAUAUUCAUAUAAAACUUUUCCUGAGACACCUGCCCUAGAUCUUUUUAUAUUUUCAGCCAAACGCACCUUUAAUACAUCUUUAUGCCUUGUAAGAAAGUCCGUGCACCAAUCUUUUCCAGGUAUGUUAUUAGAAAACUUGGUCACCUGUUUGCCGGCUCGAUCCAAGUAGUUUUUAACUAAUAAUUUUAUAUCCUCCUUCUUAUAUGGAUAGUCCCAUACUGCCGCCGUAACAACAGCUGCUACAAUGGCAUUUUCUUCUCUUUUACUUAAAACAGGUUGUCCUCCAAACUUUUUCUUUCUUUAUUCUUAAUCUUCCUCCAUAGGGUCACCAAAGGAAUGUUAUAUAUUUGAGAAGCCUCGGAAUAGGACAUCCCAUCUCUAAUUGCGGCUAGAGCACUUUCUAGGUUGUCAAUUGUAUAAUUCACAUAUCGCCGUCCGCCAAUUUUGUUCUUAUAUUUCUGUGGCAUGAUUUUUCAAGUCACCCUAAACAUAUAACCAAAAGUUAAACAAAUUUAAAAAAAAAGUGAAACAAUUUUUUAAAGCAAAACUGUGAUGACCACUUCAAAAAAAACUAUUUUUUCCAUCUAAUAUUAAAAAUUCAUACCUUUGUCUGAAUUCCAACUAUGGCUCAGAAGUAAAAGUUCUAGAAGUUUACAAAAUCAACAAUUUUAAUUAGAUACUUUGACCUACGGCUCGGCACACUAAUUCAGAAUGGCGCGACAAGUUUUAGCCUAAAAGUAAACAAAGGUCAAAUGCGCGGUCAAAUGCGGUACCAAGGUCAAAUGCGCGGCAGUUCUUAUGUGCAUUUAGGUAAUAACUUAAAUAUCCGUCCGACCGCGUAAAUUUUUUCACUUCACCCUCUGAUUAUAAGUCACCCACUUUGACGGUAUGUCAUAUAUGUACGGCGUUGCACUGUUGUCCCUAGACAAUGUUACUUGGGUGUAGUAAACAAGUAGUUUCAUUGUAAACGAUGAGUGAUGAAGACGAGUUCAUGUUUUUAUCAGUUAAAAAACAGCAUCAAGCACGUACCAAGUGGGCGAAGCAAUGGCUUUUAAAGCGACAAGAUUUUAUACAUAUAAAUUUACUGGAAGAAUUACGCCUACAACCUGAUGUUUGGAGAAACUAUCUGAAGAUGGAUGAAGCUAGCUACGUGAUGUUGCUUAAGUAAGUUAUUAAGUAAGCGUUACUUAGUAACGCUGCUGAUUGAGAAGGAGGACACAAUGCUGAGGUCUGCUAUAUUACCUCAUGAACGAUUAACUGCCACACUCUGCUAUCUAGCUACUAGGAGGAAUUUCGAAGAUUUAAAGUUUUCAACAAUAGUUUCUCCUGAGUCGUUAGGCAAAAUAAUUCCAGCGGCCUGCUAUGCCAUAUUUCAAGUUUUAAGAAACUAUAUGACUAUAUGAAGGUAAGAAAAUAAAUAUAAUUUAAAUUUAUGUUUUACAAAAUUAAAUAGAAUAUUCCUUUAGUCGUGUCAUCACGGUCAACGGAACAGAACUCGUAUUUUAAGAUAAGUACUUAAAUUGGAUUAAUUAAUGCAGAUGUUUGGUUUCUAAAAUCUUGCAAACGUCUUUCAGUUUUUCUAAAGUUUAUUGAUGUAUCUUUGGCAAGUAAAUCUCAAUUUGCCAAAAAGGCUGAAGUUUUUGCUAAGCAAAAAUGGCUAGAUUCAGAAAUCAAACAUUUAUAUAGUAAACAUAGAAGCAUACAUACGAGUACUUUUUAAAAAAUUUACUUUUAGACAAACUGAUUUAGAGUAUCAAGCAUGGGGCAAUUUUCAAAGAAAUAUGUUUGAGGUUAUUAACCACAAAUUUAUUAGCAAAUUUUCUUCACUAAACAAAAAACUAAAAAAGUUAGUCAGUGCGAAGGAUAAACCACAAAAGGAAAAACUCAUUAAUAUCGUUGAAAAUCAAUCCUCUCAGUCAUUUAACCCGUUUUUUCCCAAGUUUAAAUAAAUUAAAAUUACCUGUUAUGCCCGAGUUUUGCAAAAAACUUUUGAAAAUUAUAUUUUUAGAAAAAAAUCAAAUUAACUAAUUAUAUUUUUCUGUGGAAAUUUGUUUUUUUGUUUCUAAAUACUUUUUUUUUCUUAAAUUGAUGUUCCAUUUUUGGAAAACUGGGAACACAUGGGUGCAUUAAAACCAACUUUAAUCUUUAAGAACAAAAGUCAAGUUUAAUUUAAAAAAUCAUAAAAUAAUUAUUAAGUGGACACAUGAUAGUCUUUAAAACAAACCUCAUGUAAAUUGUGGUUACAUUUCUCACACAUCUUAGUCGAGUUUUUGUGACAUAGUGCGCACCUAUUCUGUUUUGUGGCUGGAAUAAUCCAAUGAUUCAAACCAUCGUACCUAAUUUCAUUAUGGUUUCGAGCCUCUAACGGCUUUGAUGUUUUAGGGCGCCGGGCACGAGUCCAAGCGAAAUGCGAAAAGACUCCACCAGGAUUUCUUGGAACGAACCCCAAUUCUAUAGUUGUGUAUAUUUUGAUCCAUUACAUCCGGUCCACUCCACCCAUAUAUUUAUUGUAUUGCCCGACUACAAAAGGCUGAGGAACCAGGCAUUUUUUUCUCACUGGAAAUCCACCGACUAACGUGACCAACAGGAUUCACCGCAUCGCAACUACUUACAAUUAGAACAGGACGGUUAUCAUUCCAUAAGGUAACUGUUAUUUGAGAAUUAGCGUCUGUAGAAUAAUCAAAGCUGCCUCUUGUACCCUUUUUUUCUUGCAUUUUAUUGCGCAAAGGACAAUUCUCUAAUCUAUUCCCGUUGACUGUACCUGAAUAUCCUACUCCGAUCUUCUGGAGCGAAUUGACUAAUUUUAGGGAGGAAAAAUAUCUGUCGCCAUAAAUUUUAAAUGGGACAUUUUUUGGGAGAUUCUCCAAAAGGGUCAUCACUACAGAUCCUCCUAAUCCUAGGUCCAUGUAGCGCCUAUUUGCUUGUUUACCUUGAUAGGGAUUAAAUUGUAUUAGGUACCCAGAUUUUUCACACAAGGACCAUAUUUUAUAGCCGUAUCUAAUAGGUUUACCUUUUAUGUACUGCUUCGCUCCAUGCCUUCCGAAAUAUGGUACCAUACUUUCAUCAAUAGACAGUUUUUCGUUAAGCGGAGCAUAAGACAAAAAUCGCUCAUUCAUCAUGUUGAAAAGUGGUUGCAACUUCGCAAAUUUAUUGUCUUGUUCUAAAUCAUUAUUAUCAGCACAAUGCGCAAAUUUUUUUAACAAUUCAAACCGAUUUUUUUGCAUUGCGUUUGCUACUAAUGGAUUGUAUGUAUCAGUAUCCACCUCCCAAAGCAUACGCCAUCUUGGAACUUGUAAAUGCCCGGAUAAAUAUAAAAUACCAAUAAAGCAUUUUAGUUCUCCUUCAUCAGUACUAAAAUUAUGAUUGCCUUUUUGUCUAAGAGAACAAAUUAAACAUUUCUACUGAAUAAUUACAUAUUUCCAUAUCAAAAAAUGAUUCAAAGCACGCAAAGCAUGUGGAAAUAUGUCGACAUUUGCGCCAGGCUCUUUCGGAGAAACAAAUUGUGGGAAGGAGUUAUUCAAUUUCACUUUUUUUCAGCUUCUUUCUAAAUUUGUUCUGUUUAUAUUAGCUUGGGUUACCAAGCGAGCUAAAGGUAUAUUAUCACUAUCGUCGCUUGCAUUAUCAUCAGAUAAUUCAGGAGUUAUCGUUUAGGAUAGAAUGGCCUGAGGUUCCUAGUUGCGAAUCGAUUGCGAAGAUUUCCUCAAUAUUUUUUUAUCCUGAUCAUUAUUUCCAAUGUAAACUACUCCAUUAAUGUUCUUUAUUUUAGCACAAGCUUCUGACUGCAUUUGACGACCACUAAGGUGAUUUACAUUAGCUGAAGGAACUUCAUCAUCAUCAGAAUCCUCUUCAGAAUCCCUUCCAUCGUUUGGAGUUGUGAUAAAAACAUCUGCAGCCCAAAACUGCUCAUCUUCAACUAAAUCAAUUAGUUCUUGGGUCGUGUAAUACCUACAAUAAAAAUAAAAAAUUAUGUCUCCGUUUGUUCCCAGUGUUCCAAUAUAGGAACAACCUAAAAUGAUCAAAUCAUUUAGUAACUUUCAAUAAUAUUCGUAUUGGGUAUAUAAAAUAUCUUGAAUUACAUCACUUAUAAUAAAUUCUUUGCAGUAGAACAAUUUAAUUAUCAAAACUAUAAAAAUUAUACUUACUUUUUUAACGCAAUAUUGUAAACAUAAAAAAAAAUCAGUAAUUAACACACUAAAUGCGGAAAAUUUUCAAAAACGCACAUCAAACCUUCUCUUAUGCUAGCCAGAACGACACUAACACGACCGCGCGACGGAAAGAUAGUUAAGAGCACGCUUCUCAGAAAAGAGAGGGGGACAACGUGGUCAUUCCGAUUUUGGAACACCGGGACAAUAAUGACAUUUCCAAUAUCGGAACUCUGAGAAAAAACGGGUUAAUGAGAAAGAACUUGAUGUUCUCAAUAAGGGUUUACAUUUUGCACCAGUUUGAAAUUGCAAAAACAACCUAAAGGAGAUUGUAGUAAGUGUUGAAUCAUCAAUUCAGUACUUGCCAGAACCUUCGAAAGGUUUUGCUAGAAAAACGAUUCGCAACCAAAUUACAAAGAAUCUUACCAAAUCAAAAAAACACAUCGGGUUCUAAUAUUGUUUAACGACUAAGAGAAAAAGAUUGUUUCUAUUUAAAAGCUGACAAGGGAAACAAAGUUGUUAUUUUAAACAAACCAAAAUAUUUUUAAUGAGUUGAUGAUCUUAUUGAAUAUGGCCCAUAUAAAAAAAUUUCUAAAAAGCCCUUUAUCAAAAAUGAUUUCGCAGGUUAAGACAGCGUUAACUGACUGCAAAAACCUUGUUUUCUCUUCAGAAAAAUGCAAGUUACAACUUUCGAACCCAACAAUUCUAAAAUUAUAUUGUUUACCAAAGAUUCAUAAACCUGGCAAUAAAACGAGACCAAUUGUCUCCACUAUAGGAUCUCCAACUUUUUAAAGUUUUUAGUAAAGCAGUUUGAGAUAUUAAAAUUACCUUAUUAAUGUUUUUCAGUCAAAAACAGCCAACAGUUUAUUUCAAAAGUCAAUAAUUGAAUUCUAAAUGAAAAUAAAAUUCUUGUUUCUUUCGAUGUAUCUUCUUUGUUCCCAGGCACUCCUAUACCAGAAACUUUGGAAUAUCUGAUUGAACGUCUGGAAAGUAAUGGUUUCGGUAAUAUCCAAGAAAUAAUUAAAUUAACAAAACUUUGUAUGUCACAAAAUAUUUUUCAAUAUAACAACUCAUACAAUAAAUAAGUGGAAGGUACAGCUAUGGGUAAUUGCUUCUCUCCCUUCCUAGCAAAGAUUUUAAUGGACCAUUUUGAGUUAAAUGCAAAAAAUACAUUCCAUUGCUUCCCACAAGUUUGGUUAAGAUAUGUUGAUGAUGUGUUUGCUGUGUUCGACAAAAGCAAAUGCAACAUUGAUCAUUUUGUAGAACAACAUAAAUAACUGUUUUCCAUCUAUUAAAUUUACCUUCGAACAAGAAACAAAUAACCAACUUCCAUUCUUAGAUACUCAUGUCAUCAAAAAUAAUAAUAAGUUAGAAUUUGAUAUUUGUAGAAAAGAAACAAAUACUUUUAGAUACAUAACUAGUGACUCUAACCAUUGUUUUCAACAUAAAAUGGCUAGCAUGCAUUUCUUGGUACAUCGUUUGGUCUCAUUUCCUUUAAGUAAUAGCAGAUUUGAUAAAGAAAAAGCAAAAAUUAAAAUCAUUUCUAGGGUCAAUGGUUAUUACGAUAAGAUUAUUGAUAAGCUGAUUAGAAGACAUCUUAAAGUUCUUUUUAAAUCUUAAAAACUAUACCAAAUUUCAAAAAGAUGAAAAUAAGCAAACUUUUGUUGCAAUACCAUAUGAUCCUAUCUUGACGAGAGGCUUUGAUAGGGUUUUCAAAGACUUAGGUCUAAGAAUGGUCUAUCAAAGUUACGAAAUCUUUUAGAAAACCCAAAAGAUAAAGUAAAGACUGUAUAAAUUGAUUGUAAUAAAAAGUAUAUAGGACAAACCAGAAGAUCAAUCAAUGUUAGAUUUAAAGAACAUGUAGCUUAUGUGAAAUAUGACGGAGUUGAAAAGUGAAGUGUGGCUGAACAUGUUUUGAACACUGGUCACUUUGUAGGAAUAGACAACUUAAAAUUACUUAAACCAGUUAAUAACAAUAGAAAACUAGAUGCAUACGAAAGUUUAGCAAUAUUAAAAAUAAAAAAACAUUCUUAGCAGGGAUAAAGGUCCAAUCCCUUAUAGUCAAUUAUAUAGUUUAGUUAGUGUUUUAAGAUUCCACUCUAUUAGUUACAUCAUUAGUAUAUAAGGAGAUUUGUAAGUAGUUUUAGUUUAGUUUUAAUCUUCUCCCGAAGAUGCUAACAUCGUUAGCGAAACACGUGUCGAGAUUUAAAUAAAGAGUUUUGGUUAGUGGUAAAACUGUCUCGUAAUUUGAGUAUAUUCCGUGAAGAAAAAACAAAAUAAAUCAAUAAAGUAUUUUCCUGCCUAUUAUAUUAUAGAUGAGUAUGGUCACAAACAGAUUGUCAAUAUAAAGAACCUUCUACAUGACUGAUUAGUCCUCUUUAUUUGGUUGAUAAUUUCCAAAAAAUGAUUUAAUUAUAUUUUCUAAAUGGGGCUGAGAUAAAACUUGUGCUGAAGUUGUAUUGUUAUUUGAUUGUCAAAUAUUUAAACUAGGUUGCAUUUCACGCAGUGAAGGUCCAUAAUGAAUAAGUUAUGGAAUGUGGUAACUGGUAUUUAUCUUGCACGUAAGUAUGGCAUUGAUUGGAUUGAUUAAUAACGGAAUUCCUGUUACUUGUGGUAGCUAACUGGGAAUAAAUUUGAUUUCUUGAGCCAUCAGUUGCCGAUUUAAUAAUCCUGGUAUAUUUAUCAAUAUUGUCCAUUUCAGCUUUAAACAAUAAAUCGUUUAUAAGCUUUUCUGUAUAAAGCCUAGUUUCUUUUGAUAACGUUCUUAAUUUUGCUCCAACAUUUUUUCCAAAAAUAUUACAUGGAUUAUCCAUAUUAGUUGCACUAGUACGUAGCCUAUUUCCAACCAUAGUUAUUACGACAUCCUCUUUCUGAUCACUUUUCCCUUUUUAUUGUUUACGUGAACUUUUACUGGCAGUUGAUGUAGGUGUAAAGUCUCUAUCAUGUAUUGUUGUGCGAGAAGUUGUAGAUGCAUGCGAUAUUGGCCUUGGAGAUGAAGUUUGAUUUGACUCAUCAUCGUCUUGAGUUUCCUGCAAUCGUAAUAAUAGUGGUUGUUUUUUUUCAGUUUCCUUCGACAGGGCAUGAAUGGUUACAAAUUGCAAGUGACUUUGAAAAAAAAUGUAAUCUUGUUAGUUGUACAGGAGUAGUUGAUGGAAAACACGUGAAUAUUAUUCCGCCUGCUGGAAGUGGGUCAUAUUUUUAUAACUAUAAGGGGGCGCAUAGCUUAGUAUUACUGGCAGUAGUCAAUGCUAAUUUGGAAUUUAUUAUGUGUGAUAAUAAAUUCGGAAAUAAAUGGUCUCAUAUCUGAUAAAGGAGUUAUUGAAUACAACCGUUUCUAUAACAAACUUAAAAAUGGCCAGUUGCGUUUACCGCCACCAACGAAACCACGAAAUAGUAAUACAUUGCUGCCUUUUGUUUUUAUUGCGGAUAAAGCGUUUACACUUCGCUCGGACUUUUAAAAACCAUUCAGUCAAAAAGAAGUAAAUAACGAAAAAAACAAUUUUAACUAUCGACUAUCGCGAGCAAGAUGUAAGGUGGAAAAUGCUUUUGGAAUUUUAUCAGAUCGAUUUAGAAUUUUUCACACAAAGAUUUCUGUUAACUUAGAUGCAAUUGACAAAAUAGUUAUGGCAACCUGUACAAUACAUUUGUACUGUACAAUUUUUUAAGGCGGUGAUAUGCUACGGUAUAUUCGCCAGAAUGUAAUUUGUACAAAGAAAAUAUUGACUAUAGGUCUAUUGAAUUGGACAUACAAUCAACUCAUAUGAAUGAUUUACGACAGGGCCAUAACCGAUGUCCAUACAAUGAAGCAAAAAAUGUAAGGGAGCUGUUUAUGAAUUACUUUAAUAAUGAAGGUGCCCUAGAAUGUAAACAACAAAUUUUUUUUUGAAAACAAUUUUAUAUUACUCAAUAAUAUACAUAUUAUUCUAUUUAUAAUAAGUCUCUAAACAGUGCUUGUAGCUCUGGCCUCGAGAUUAAUACAAAAAUUCACAUAUGAAACUAGUGUACACAAUAAUCAUAGGUAGGUUAUAUUAAUUAAUUAUAAUUUAAAGUAAAUUAUAAAUAAGGUAUCUCAUUACAUAACUAAUUUAUACUAAUUUUACAACUUGACUGAUUAAAUAGAAAAAUAUUCGUUGAGUUUUGUAACAAAUGUUUUAAAUAUUUGAAUAUUUCUUAAAUCAUUAGGUAGCCUAUUAAAUGCUUUAGAUGCAGAAUACAUUGGGCUAUUCAUUCCAAUCAUUGUUCUAUUGUAACUAAUAUAUAAAUUUAAUUGACCUCUGGUAUUGCGUCUAUGAACGUCGUUUGAGAAUGUAAAAUUUAUAUUGCAUUUAAUUUUUUUGUUUAUAAUUUUAUAUAUGAGUUUACAUUUUUCGAACUCCAUUAACUGAUUCAAUUUAAAAACUUUAAGCUCCCUAUAUAGAAAAUCUGUAUUUGUAAGUAUAUUAUAUUGAAACAAUAUUUUAAGGACCUUAUUUUGUAAAAUUUGGAUAUUGUCAAAUUUUGUUUUAGAACAUGUUCCCCAUAUAGGCAUCAAAUAUCUAAAGUGGGACAAAAAGAAAGCAUUAUAGAUAUUCAUUUUUGUAUUAUUUGUUAGGUAGCUUCGGCUUUUAUAUAUACAGGGUAUCAUAGAAUUUAUUUUGGAUGUAAUUUUGUUUAUGUGAGUUUGCCAAGUCAAUGCUUGAUCAAUAUUUAAACCAAGAUAUUUAAUGGAGGCAACUUUCUCUAGGCUAAUUCCAUUUAUGUUUAGUUGAAUAUUAUUUACUUGUUUGUUUUUUUGUUUAAACAGCAUAUAUUUGGUUUUGUCGACAUUUAUUUUUAACCUGUUGUAAACUAGCCAUUUAAAGUACAAGCUCAGAUCAGCAUUGAUAAAUUGCGCUAACUCCUCUUCAUUUUCACCUUCAUAUACAAGGGCCGUAUCAUCUGCAAAAGUAAAAUAUCGAGCACGUAACCUGGCAAAUUUUAGACUUAAUACGUAUAAAAGAUAUAAUAAGGGUCCCAAUACAGAGCCUUGAGGCACUCCAUAUUUAUUCGAAAACAAUUCACUAGCUACUCCCUCCCAGUAAACAUAUUGACUUCUAUCUUGUAAGUAGGUUUGAAUCAGUUUCAAAAAGAGUUUUCCAAAUCCCAUUAGCCUAAGCUUUUUUAAUAAAAUAUCAAAACUUACUACAUCAAAGGCUUUCUGUAAAUCAAUGAAUACCACAACUACAAUUUUUUUGCUAUCUAGGGACUUUGAAAUACAACUAAUAAAGUCAAAUGUUGCCGAAAGAGUACUGCUAUUUUGAAUAAAACCAUACUGAUGACUAUCCAGCAAUGUUUUUUUUUUUAUGUACAAAAGACAUUACUCUUUUUUUAAUAAUUUUUUCUAUUAUUUUUGAUAAAGUAUUAACAACAGUAAUGGGUCUAUAGUUAUUCAUUUGAUCCUUAUCGCCAGAUUUAAAUAUGGGAGUAAUUUUAUUUUUUUUUAAUUCAUUGGGAUACACACCAGUGUUAAAGACAUUAUUUAUUAGUUUCGCUAAUAUAUUUAUAACAUAAUCUUUUAAAUUAAUUAUGUCCAACACUGUUAUGCCAUCCUCGCCUGGAGAACAAUUCCGCCUUAAUCCCAUGAUGAUUUCACAAACCUCAUCACAAUUUGUUGGUGAAACAUUCAACAUACUAUCACAGUUAACUUCAUCAAAUAUAUUUUCGUCAUCAAUAUGUUGAGUCUGGUUUACAAGUUUAUUAACAAUACUCUCUCCGACUUGGGAAAAAUGUUUGUUUAAACAAUUAACAAUAUCUUUUUUUUCUUUUAUAAUUGUUCCAUUUAAGGUAAGAGAAUUUAUUUGAGUAGUGUUUGAUUUAUUUUUAAAAAACUUGUUUAUAAAUUGCCACUGUUUUUUUUGACUGCCGCCUGCAUGUUCCCAUUCUUUGCGAAAAUACUGAUUUUUUAAUGCUUUUAUUUUAUUUGUUAUUUUGUUUUUAAUUGUACGAAAUUCUUGAUCAUAUAACGCACUACCAGGGUUUUUUAUUUUUCGUUUGUAUAUAAAGUCGCGUUUUUUCAUCAUUUCUAGCACCUCCUCAUUGAUCCAUGUAUUAUUUUCUCUUAUCCUAAGUGAUUUAAUGCGUUGAGCUUCAUUUUUUGAUUUCUGGAUCAAAUCGGUCAGUUCCUGAAAUGAUGAUAUGCUUACAUUUUGAAUAUUUUGUUUAAAUUUAUACACAAAUUUUUUAUAAUCAAUGCUGCUAAUCAUAUAUUUUAUCUUUGGUUUAUAUUCUUUGGUGGCAUAAUUUAUAUAAAAUAACAAUUUCUUAUGAUCAGAAAAAGAACAAGAACUAACAUUUAGGUUUUCGAUUAAAUUCGAGCUGCCCUCUGACAAAACAUGAUCUAUAAUAGUAUGACUUCGCUCUGCAAUGGUGGAUUGAUUAAAAAUUAUUGUAUUAAAACAAAUUUUAUAAGAUUAAAACAGUUUUAAUCUUCUCUCGAAGAUGCUAACGUUGUUAGUGGUAAAACUGUCUCGUAAUUUUAGGAUCACACCAAAGGUUCCAACCAUAGGACUAUUUAGAAAUAUGUUUAAAUGUAAUAAACUAGAAGAUGAAUUUAACUUUUACUUACCUCUCCUUCAUCCUCGUUUCCUUGGUCACUUUUCUGUUCACUUUCCCAAUCAUUAAUAUUGUUGACUGAUGUUCGAGGAACUUCUUGAUCUUUGCGAAACAAAGUAAAUCGUAAUACCAUAUACGCGUCAGUAGAUUUCAUUGAUUCAUGCGCGUCGAUGAAUUCAACUAAAAACAGAAAACUUCUGCGACGCACAUGCAUGUUACAGUUUGCCCACACACUAGCGAGCACGAGCGUGUAUGUCAUACAUGUAUGACAGCCAUAUUCGUCAGUCUGUGGCCACUUUAAGUAAUCGGUGAAGCACUACCGUUUACACUUAGGUAUUUUGGCACCCAAGAAGGACAUUGGCCAAUCGUGUAUAUAUUUUUUUAUUAUGUGAUUGUGAAGAAACCUGCUUUUGCAUCAUUUAGAAGUUUUUAUUGUUAUUUUAAGUAUUUUCAUUAAAGGUUAGAAAAAUGAUCUGA
Messenger RNA from Anthonomus grandis grandis, 15312 nucleotides. It is a transcript of the gene PIG-Z, whose product is annotated as GPI mannosyltransferase 4. The coding region runs from base 192 to 2177 and encodes 661 amino acids. The record is from RefSeq and is a predicted model, not a curated record. The transcript is spliced from 4 exons. Gene Ontology annotation, molecular function: alpha-1,2-mannosyltransferase activity. Gene Ontology annotation, biological process: GPI anchor biosynthetic process. Gene Ontology annotation, cellular component: endoplasmic reticulum membrane. Lineage: Eukaryota; Metazoa; Arthropoda; Insecta; Coleoptera; Curculionidae.